Lodderomyces theae is the source of this 1674-nucleotide messenger RNA. RefSeq lists its product as uncharacterized. The coding region runs from base 1 to 1674 and encodes 557 amino acids. The record is from RefSeq and is a predicted model, not a curated record. Lineage: Eukaryota; Fungi; Ascomycota; Pichiomycetes; Serinales; Debaryomycetaceae. Gene Ontology annotation, cellular component: Set3 complex. The transcript has a single exon. Gene Ontology annotation, molecular function: protein binding; transcription corepressor activity. Gene Ontology annotation, biological process: regulation of transcription by RNA polymerase II.
AUGCCACUAACAAGCGCAGAAUUGAACUAUCUAAUAUGGCGAUAUUUUCAAGAAACAGGGUAUGAUUUGUCUGCAUUCACCUUUGAUCGGCAGUCACAGUGUCUGAAGUACGAACAUCAAGAGAAUGAGGAUAUAAUCAACAGGAUAGAGCCUGGAUGUUUAGUAGAUUUAGUACAGAAGGGGAUACUAUAUACUAUAGCGGAAUCCGAUGCCAAAGACGAUAGUGAUUAUACUUUAUUGGGAGCACUUGUGCAGCAAGAAAUAACCAAUUUGAGUGAUUCUAAUUUCUCCAAGACCAAAAAUAACAAGAGGUUUCAGUUAAAAUCAGAAGCAGAAGAGAAUGGUAACAGAAAAGAGGAUGAAAUGGAUAUUGAUAAUGGAGUGGCAUAUAAUGUCAACACAGAAACUAAAGAACUUUCGACAGAACUACACUUUUCAUCCAGUUUAUCCUGCGAUUGGCAUCCUACUAGUGAAGUGCUUGCAUAUGGGAAAUCUAAUGGAAGCGUAAUCAUAAAUGCAAUAGGAGAUGGAAAAUUUGUGGAGUCGGUGGAAGUGAGCCACCCUGAUUUAUUGAAUGCUAAAAAUGAGAUUAAUAUUGUAUCAUGGUCUCCAUUGGGCAAUUUGCUACUUACAGCCGGUGCGUUUAGUGAAAUACGCGCAUGGUCACCCGAUGGUAAACUUCGGAAUAUCGCAAAUACUGUAUUUGAGGAUAUCAGUGCAGAAAGUGAGAUUAAGCAAUCGUUGAUUACAAAUAUUUUAUGGAGCAAGCUGGGGAAAUUUGUUAUAACCAUUGACAGUGCCAAUAAUACAACAGUUUGGGAUGGAGUCACCCUAUCGUUGAUACGACAAAUCCAAACUGAAGAACUGAAUGAUGUCGCUACUACCAAUGCUACUAUUGAUGCUAACGGCGACGCUGUGCAGACUGCAUGUUGGCUAAGUGAGGACAAAUUUGCUUUAACUACUGCAACACAAGGAAUCAAGAUUUACGACAUCACACAACCGUACGUUGGUGUAAAUAGCUAUGAAGUACGAGCAAUAGGAAGCUUACCCGGGCAUCAAAAUCACAUUUCAUUGAUGAAACUUAAUGAGUUUUCCAAGCUCUUGGUCACUUGCUCCGACUUUGAUUAUGAGAUCAAGGUAUGGACCAGCUCAGCUGCUCAUACAUCUUUGGAUUUGAAUGUCAAAACUGAGAGGAAUCAAGCAUUGAAGCUACACGCUUCACCUAUCAUUGGACUACAUUGGAUACCCGAUACCGAUAGGAGUAUAUUGGCGUCGCUUUCAAUGGAAGGUAUUUUGAAUAUGUGGGAUGCGGAGACUGGUGACAAUCUCAAGAGCUCAGAAUUGUUCAAGAAUGCUGAGAAUUUUUCACCUGAAGUUCGCCAUAAUGUUUCAAAAGACGUAUUACUAUUCAACAGUGUAUUAUCGCCAAAUGGGAAACUACUAGCAGUGGGUGACGAUUUUGGAAAAGUUUCAAUUUGGGAUGUGAAUGUAAAAAGUCAUAAAGGUGAAGACAAGAGCUUUGUACGAUGUGUUGCUAUCUACACGCCAAGCAUUCCUCCUGAAGGUGAAACCAAAGAGUCUGCUAUAGGGUUGAGUGAUUUACGGUGGGACCAUGGGUCGAAAACCCUUGCUGCAUCAUAUAUUGGAAUAGAAAGUGUAAUAAUUAAUGUGUAA